Chrysemys picta bellii (western painted turtle) is the source of this 7729-nucleotide messenger RNA. It is a transcript of the gene KCNH1, whose product is annotated as potassium voltage-gated channel subfamily H member 1. NCBI's taxonomy places the organism in Eukaryota, Metazoa, Chordata, Testudines, Emydidae. Gene Ontology annotation, biological process: regulation of membrane potential; potassium ion transmembrane transport. The record is from RefSeq and is a predicted model, not a curated record. Gene Ontology annotation, molecular function: delayed rectifier potassium channel activity. Gene Ontology annotation, cellular component: plasma membrane.
GCUGAUGCUGCAGAGCCGGUGGGGUCCCAGCGGAGAGCAUGAGGCGCUCAGAGCGGGAAGAGCGUGGAGUGGGAGCGCUUAGCUUCCCGCAGCCCUGAUCCAAGCCUCCGCGCUGGACUCCGGAAGACAUGACUAUGGCUGGGGGAAGGAGAGGGCUGGUGGCUCCCCAGAACACCUUUCUGGAGAACAUUGUGCGAAGAUCUAAUGAUACUAAUUUUGUCUUGGGUAAUGCCCAGAUAGUGGAUUGGCCCAUUGUAUACAGCAAUGAUGGAUUUUGCAAGCUAUCAGGAUAUCACAGAGCAGAAGUUAUGCAAAAAAGCAGCACCUGCAGUUUUAUGUAUGGGGAGCUGACAGACAAAGACACAAUUGACAAGGUGCGGCAAACGUUUGAGAACUACGAAAUGAAUUCCUUUGAAAUCUUGAUGUACAAAAAGAACAGGACACCUGUCUGGUUCUUUGUGAAAAUUGCUCCGAUUCGAAAUGAACAGGAUAAAGUGGUUUUAUUUCUUUGCACUUUCAGCGACAUAACAGCUUUCAAACAGCCCAUUGAGGAUGAUUCGUGUAAAGGCUGGGGGAAGUUUGCUCGCUUGACACGAGCCCUCACAAGCAGCCGGGGCGUCUUGCAGCAGCUUGCUCCAAGUGUGCAGAAAGGAGAGAACGUUCACAAGCAUUCUCGACUUGCCGAGGUACUGCAGCUGGGCUCUGAAAUCCUUCCACAGUACAAACAAGAGGCACCAAAGACUCCACCACAUAUCAUUUUACAUUAUUGUGUUUUCAAGACCACCUGGGACUGGAUCAUCCUGAUUUUAACCUUCUACACUGCUAUUUUGGUCCCUUACAACGUCUCCUUUAAAACCAAACAGAACAACGUGGCCUGGCUGGUGGUAGAUAGUAUUGUAGAUGUCAUUUUUUUAGUAGACAUUGUGCUUAAUUUCCAUACCACUUUCGUUGGGCCGGCCGGAGAGGUGAUCUCAGACCCGAAGCUGAUCCGCAUGAACUACCUGAAGACCUGGUUUGUGAUUGAUCUGCUUUCAUGCUUGCCAUACGACGUCAUCAAUGCAUUUGAGAAUGUCGAUGAGGGAAUCAGUAGCCUGUUCAGUUCACUGAAAGUAGUCCGACUUCUUCGGCUGGGGCGUGUGGCUCGGAAGUUGGAUCAUUACAUUGAGUAUGGAGCAGCUGUCUUGGUUCUGCUGGUGUGUGUGUUUGGUCUUGCAGCUCACUGGUUGGCUUGCAUUUGGUACAGCAUAGGAGAUUAUGAAGUUAUCAAUGAGGAUACAAACACAAUCCGAACUGAAAGUUGGCUCUACCAGCUGGGGGAGUCCAUAGGAACGCCUUAUCGGUUUAACACGACAGGUUCGGGGAAAUGGGAAGGGGGGCCAAGCAAGGAUUCUGUUUAUAUCUCCUCGUUGUACUUCACAAUGACUAGCCUCACCAGUGUUGGAUUUGGAAACAUUGCCCCCACUACAGAUGGAGAGAAGAUCUUUGCGGUUGCUAUGAUGAUGAUUGGCUCACUUCUGUAUGCAACCAUUUUUGGUAACGUGACAACCAUCUUUCAGCAAAUGUAUGCCAACACAAACCGGUACCAUGAAAUGCUGAACAGCGUCCGGGACUUCCUUAAACUCUACCAAGUGCCCAAAGGUCUGAGCGAACGUGUGAUGGACUAUAUCGUUUCCACUUGGUCAAUGUCCAGGGGGAUAGAUACUGAAAAGGUUUUACAGAUCUGCCCUAAGGAUAUGCGAGCAGACAUCUGUGUGCAUCUGAACCGCAAAGUUUUCAAGGAGCACCCAGCAUUCAGACUGGCUAGCGAUGGGUGCCUUCGAGCCCUGGCCAUGGAAUUUCAGACUGUACACUGUGCCCCCGGGGAUCUGAUCUACCAUGCUGGCGAGAGUGUGGACAGCCUUUGCUUUGUGGUUUCAGGGUCUUUGGAAGUAAUCCAGGACGAUGAAGUUGUUGCUAUUUUGGGCAAAGGAGAUGUUUUUGGUGAUGUGUUCUGGAAAGAAGCUACCCUUGCUCAGUCCUGUGCUAAUGUCAGAGCCUUGACUUACUGUGACCUUCAUGUUAUUAAAAGGGAUGCCUUACAGAAAGUGCUGGAGUUCUACACAGCCUUUUCUCACUCCUUCUCCAGGAACCUCAUCUUAACCUACAACUUGAGAAAAAGGAUUGUGUUCCGGAAGAUCAGUGAUGUCAAACGGGAAGAAGAAGAGAGGAUGAAAAGGAAGAAUGAAGCGCCUCUGAUUCUACCACCAGACCACCCGGUCCGUCGGCUGUUUCAAAGAUUCAGGCAACAGAAAGAAGCCCGGCUAGCGGCAGAAAGGGGGAGGGAUCCAGAUGACCUGGAUGUGGAAAAGGGCAACAUCCUUGCAGAGCACUCUCGCACUAUUGUGAAAGCUAGUAUUGUAACGGUAAGGGAGAGCCCUGCAACCCCUGGUUCGUACCAGUCUGCUUCAACAUCCGGUGUGCCUGAUCAUGCCAAAUUGCAGGCCCCUACGUCAGACUAUGCAGGGUGCAAAGUGUCCGGUGACUACCCAAGACGCAAAGGCUGGGCCAAAUUCAAAGAUGCUUGCGGAAAGGGGGAAGACUGGAACAAAGUAUCCAAAGCAGAAUCCAUGGAGACUUUACCAGAAAGAACUAAAACUUCAGGAGAGACUACACUGAAGAAGACAGACUCUUGUGAUAGUGGCAUUACAAAAAGUGACUUGCGCUUGGAUAAUGUUGGGGAGACAAGGAGCCCUCAGGACCGAAGUCCUGUCCUUACAGAGGUCAAGCAUUCUUUUUACCCUAUCCCAGAACAGACUCUUCAGGCUACCAUGCUGGAAGUAAAACAUGAGCUGAAAGAGGACAUCAAGGCUUUAAACACAAAAAUGAGCAGUAUAGAAAAACAGCUUGCGGAGAUACUAAGGAUAUUAACCUCAAGAAGAAGCUCUCAGUCACCACAGGAGCUGUUUGAAAUAUCAAGGCCCCAGUCUCCAGAAUCAGAAAAGGACAUUUUUGGAGCAAGCUGAGAUGUUUCUUUUUUAAAAAACAAAAAACCACACAAAUAAACACCACCCCCCAACCAUUUUAAAUUUAGCCUUUCUUGAUGAAAACCAGUGAGGGACCAGUUCAUUAAGCAUGUUCCCUGUUUCUAAAAAAAGAUACGGUAACAGGAAUUGCAACCUCAUGUCAAGAUGGCAGCUGACACUGAAGUCUUUUUGACAGCAAGGGUACAGUUUAUAAAGUUCUUUUCAUCUCCUUCAUUGGUGCAUCUUUUUUUUCCCCCUACCCUUAUGAUAUUUGGAUAAUUAUUUUUAAAACAGCAGCCAUUCCUGCAAGCAUUAGGUAACCUCAUAGAGGUUUUUGGAGCAUGCCUUAGGUAACCAGCUCAGUUUUUGUAUAGAUACAUAAGGACUUGCCAGGGUGCUUAAAUUCUCUAGCAAUUUUUUUUUGUCUGAUGCUGUCUUGAUCGAGUGUACAUGUUAAAUGUCACAGUAUAUUUUCCUACUGCAAUGAUAAUGUGAUAUGUGGGAGGUUUAUACGGUUUCUUUUCAAAAGAAAUAUGCACUACUUAAUUUCCAAAGGUAUCUGUGGGUGGUAUUAUAUAUUAACACUUGAGGAAAAAACCUGAAACUUCCUACAUUUCAUUUCAAAUCUAGCACAUGAUGUUAAAGUAAUUGUAGUGGGCAAAACCCUCAGAUAUCCACUGUACUGAAGAUGAGGUCCUCCACACCCCCGACAGCAGGGAUACUGGAUUCUCAAAAACUAACCAUUUAUAAAGAUGCCCUUAUACAUUGUUAGUUUUGCUUUCCGAUACCUAAUUUUUUUUACAUAAACUCCAGAGGACAAUUAAAGAGCUGUGCAUGAACUAUGCUUGAACAUGGUGCUUCUUAAAAUAUGAAGCAUUGCAAUGUAUCAGUGUCAUUGUCCCAUUCACCAGGUUUCCAGUCUAUUAUGAAAAUAUACUGUGCCAUUGAUGGUUCUAGUUAGAAUUAUCCUUCAGACGUUUCUAUUUUGCUACUGUUCUUUGUUCAUAGUCAAAGGCUCUCACAAGGCUUUUUAAGAAUUUAGAUUGUUGGAAUUCUUUGUUUUCUCUCAACAUCUAGUUAUUGUACUUAUGCUAACCUAGCUAGAACUUCAAUGGAAAUGGUAAAUAAAAGGACCAUGCUUAGUAUAUGCAAGUGUCAAGGGAUGCCCCCAACCAAAAAAGAAAUCUGCUUCUUAAAGGACUGUUUCCAAACCUUAUGUUUUCAUAAUGCUAGUGGAUGUAGAUACAAGCACUUUACCAAAGCUAGUAAAUAGCAUUUAGUAAUCAUUAGCUAAGGUAGUUUAGCCAGCAUCCUGGCCUUGAUAGAUAGGGAUACUGUUACAGUAAACACUCUAGCACUGUAUUUAACAGUGCUUUAGGGAUCUAACGUGUGAUAUAACAUUUUCUGGUCUUUCAGUCUGAUAGACAAGGGGUCUUUCCACUGAGAGGGGUAGUGACUUUUGAUCAUUUACCUUUUGACAAUACAAACUUACUUCCAAAGGAGGUGUGAUUGUUGUUUAAGGUUUGUUUCACAUUAGAUAAUGGGGUUGCAAGGGAAAACAAGCCAUUUGAAAGGGUUCCUGGUGACACACUGUCUGUAAAUAUUGCUGUUAAUUGCAGUAUUCUUGAGAAGCAGCUGUGUGGGAACAAUUCUUUAGGUUAGUAAAGAAUAAAAACAUAUCAGUGACUCUCACAUAGAAGCACAGGUGCCAUUUUGCUCACUUUAUUUAGGACUCCAUGGUUAGCUUUCUCUAGUGCUAAUUGGUGUCUGUCAUGUACCAAAGACAUACAGUAUUAAGGAAAACUUGAUUUGAACAAAGAAACUCACUGUAUGUUUGCAGACCUAUUGUAACUGCUGCUCUAUAGCUAAUUUACAAGUAAUAACUAUGUUGUGAUUAGCAAAAUAAACCCAAACACAUGCACUUUUCAGUUCCAGACCAUUAAGUGACUUUUCAUAGACUCUAAAAUCAAUAUAUCCAUUAAAGCCUAUGGGAUAUUUAAGUCAUAUUAAUUAUUAAAGCCUAAAUCACACUCUUUGAGACAAUGAAUUAUUAAUUUAUAUUGGUAUUUAGGGGCCUGAAAGUCCCAACAAAUUCUUUGGCCCCAGGUAAGAGUUUAAUUUCUAAACCCGUUCUAACUGGGAUUAGUUCAUCUUCCAAACACUAGUUUUUCUGGAUAAAUUUUUCAAAAAUGCCUAAUUCCCAUUGAAAAUCAAAGGGACUUCGGCACUCCUGAAAAUUUUACCCAUCCAUCUUCCACUGGAAAAUAUAAUACCCAGGUUUCUAGUUGGUGGGCUAGGAGGAAACUAUACAGCCUUCUAGUAGGUGGCUGCUUCCAGAAGUACUACAGUAUAGGUACAGGAGAGUUAGAGACAUAAUCACAGUUAUCUGGCCCUGCCUAGCUCAUAUCUGAUUCAGUCUGCUCAGUAAGCCACAUGACGUUUGUGUAGGUCUCUCAGGGAAACUUUAGUGAAUAUUUUGGUGUUGGUGUUGCUGUUGCUGAGUGCCUAACGUUGGAAUGGCAGGGCUAGAACUCAAUAGCUCUAUGAUUACGGUACCUCCAGCAUGGGAGGUCAAACAAAACUAACAUGGAUCUGCACUUCUUGUGGCUAAAUUAUUACUGUCUGAGGUCCUCCACUUGUGUAUUACACAGUCAUAGAGCCACAAGCUCUAUACUAACUGGUGUUUGAAGAACAGAACCCACCUGUAGCAUUCUCUGGCUUGUGAAGACAUCACGAGUUAUAAUGUGCUUUAGAAUUAUGGUUAACAUUUAAUGACUGUAUGGGCCAAAUGUAGCUUUGUUACACUCAUGUAAAUCCAGAGUAGCGCCCCUUCAAGUAUCAACUUCAAGUCAGCACCGAAGUAAGUGGAUGUACUCCAGAUUUGCACGGCUGUAACUGAGAUCAGACGCUGGCCCAUUAAGGCUGUGUGAACCAUCAGCUGCUCAGACUAGUUGGAGGAUAUAGUUACAGUCCUCAGUGAUUCCCAUACAUUGUAAGAGCAGCUUAAAAAAAGUGUUUGUUUAGGACCGCACUCAGUUUUUGGAUACACAUACACACAGGCCUCCCAUUGGGCUGUGAAGUCAACAAAACUUAUACGUUCCUGAAGAGAAAUCAAGGCUCUGAAUUGUUAUUUCUUGUUCUUUGAUUUUGUUUCGCUCUGCUGCCUUAUGUAUUACAUAAACUUUUGUGAUUUUUUGUCUUUCAAAUUAUUUUAAAAUGUCCUCAUUUUAUUCAUCUUAGAAAUGGAUGAAUCCUACAUAUCGAAUUCUAUUAACCACCAAACCUUUGUAAAUGCUAUAAAAACAAUGUUCACUCUCUUUUGGCAUAGUGCGGCUGCAGUUUUACAACUUGCUGAAUAGUCUUCAUGUCAGCAGAAAGCCGUUUCACACUUGAUUUUUUACUUUAAAGUUGUAAUUAGGUUGAAAAUGGGAUGCAGGUAGUUCAGAUAAAGUAAUAAUGUGUUUUGGUUUAAAUGGCAGGUUUUAAGCGUCAGUACUUAAAUUACGUAAAUUACCCUAGGCAUUACAUGAUUUAAAAAAAAUCUCUGUUCAGAUACAUUUACUUCUGUCUGAUAUUGCAUGUAUGCUGUUAUAAACAUUAUUCUUGCUUUAAAUUUCAUUCACAGUGCUGUCCCGCUUUCCAGAGAACAUCCAGUUUAACAUCUUCGAAGGUGAUGUUCUACUUCUACAGUACUUCACUUUAAUGAGCCGAAAGAGCUAUUUGCUGUGAAUAUCCUGGUGAUUUUUUUUUUAAACAGUGUUGAUAAGUUUGUGGAACAACUUAAAACACGAUUUUUGUCUUUACUAUAUAAAUUUCAGUGUAUAUGAUAACAUGUAUACAUACAUACAUACACAUACAUAUUAUAUAUAUGUAUGUAUAGAUAAGUCUAUGGAUUGUAUAUCAGUCAAAUAACAGCACAUCCUUCAUUUAAUGAUAAAGGUUCAAGAAGGGAACAUAAGUUUUCCCCAGUAGGUAUCCAUUGAAAUGUUCUAGUCUGGUAUGUUUCUAUUGAUCAUUAACCUUUUCAGGCCACAGCGGUUCUUUGGUUUCUCUGCUAGGCCUAAAGUUUAUUAACCUGACUAGCUUAUGAUACUAUGAUUGCGAUGGGAUCUGGCAAACAUUGUGACAGCCAGAAAUUGGAAACACACACGAGGUUCAAAAACACAUUGGCAUAAUUGCUGAGAAGCUGGUUCAUAAGCCACAGCUUGUUGCCAUUCACUGUAUUGUAUCUCUAAAGCAAAGUUGAUCUAGUACUGGUUCUUGUGGUUUCUCCCCGAGGAUGGAGUCCAGAAUAAAUGUGUUCUUUUUUUGGUACCAGGUGCUGUCUCAAAGGUGCUGAGAAUACUAUACUUACCCUGGGGCAAAGUGUCUUUCAAUGACUUGAGUCUUAAACAUUUCUUGUCACUGCACCUCUAUUUUCUUAUCCUGGCACUAGGGGUAGAAAUGCACUUGCCAUGUUGGCCUCUGAAUUCUUGACUUCGACACAGAGGAAGCCAAUAGCCGAAGGCUCUCUCCUGUGAGUGUAUAGGCAAUAACAAAGUCUGUAUUUCAUCUGUACUUCUGAGUAAUAAAGACAAACAUCUCAAAGAAUGCCCCACUAAUUCAAUGUGAGGUACAGUAAGUACUGAGGUUUACUGUACUCUUGUUCUAGACCACAUUGUUGUGGUGAACAUUGAUUCAAUUAAUUUAAAAAUAAAGCUUCUUGCAAUAAAACAUUCAACACUUAG